Molecule: messenger RNA, 2825 nt
Organism: Bombyx mori (domestic silkworm)
Lineage: Eukaryota; Metazoa; Arthropoda; Insecta; Lepidoptera; Bombycidae
Exons: 2
Coding region: 23-1252 (409 amino acids)
Source: RefSeq, a predicted model, not a curated record
AGAAAAGAAACAAAUUGACGCAAUGAGGGUUGAAGAAAAAUCAUUCGUUCGUGAAAAUUUUCAAGCAAACAUAACCAACUGUAACGAAUUUCCUCCGUCACUUGAAAGACACAUUCGAAAUAUUAUAAUUAAGGAAGGCUAUACUAAAUAUAGUGUAGAUAAAAGAGAAAUAUGCACAAAUGGUGGAAACUAUCUCGCUUCGCUUUACGAAAUCGACAUAAAAGGUACAACACAAAAAGGAAAAAAAGAAACGAACAUUUUCAUUAAGAAAAUGAAGCCGGGCGAAAAUAGUAUGAAAAUUAUAUCAAUACCAGAAGCAUAUAAAUUCGAAACAUUUGCCUAUGAAGAAUUGUUAAAGGUAUAUACAGAACUGCAAAAUGAAGCUAAAGUACCUGCCGAUGAAAGAUUCAAAGCGGUAAAAGAUUUUGGGGAAUUUGAUGCUCAAGCUAUCAUACUCGAAAAUUUAGCGAAAAAAGGAUAUAAAACUGCUCACAGGAUGGACGUUGUGUCUUUGGAAUACGCUGAAAUGGCAAUCAAGCAAUUAGCAAAAUUCCAUGCUUUAUCUUUUGCUUUACGGGAAAGAAAGCCGGAAUAUUAUGAAUCUAAAAUUAAGACGAUCCCAUCGCGUUUGAAUCUAGGAAACGAAUGGAAUGGUUUCGUAAAGUCAAUGCAAGCUUUAACUUUGAAUUUUUUGAAUGAUAACUUGAGGAAGAAAGUGGAGAAUAUUUUGCCGCGUUUAUUCGAUAAUAUAACGGAUUAUUUUGAAGGAAAUGAUUCAGCUGUAUGUUGUUUGUGUCACGGAGAUUUUAGACCUAAUAACAUUAUGAUGAAAGAAAUAGAUGGUGAAAUAUCAGAAACAAUUCCAAUCGAUUACCAACUGAUAUACUAUGGAUGUCCAAUAAUAGAUUUCUUAUACUUCGUAUUCACGGCAACCGACAAAGAAUUCAGAAGAGCUCAUUUAACACACCUGAAAACCCUAUAUUACGAUACAAUGCAAAAUUUUCUUGAAUAUUUUGAUAUUUCUAUAGAAUCCGUGUAUUCUAAAACAGAUUUCGAUAAUGAUUAUAAGAAAAAACUUGAUUACGGUUUAAUUGUUACCAUUUUGUAUUGCCCCUUUAUGUUUGUGGACGAGAACGACGUACCCGACAUUACUGAAGCUGAUCUAGGCAAUAUAUCGUUUACUUUACAUGAUAAAUACAAAGAUAAAAUCCAGGGAACUGUUGAGGACUUCAUUGAAUGGGGAUUAAUUUAAGGGCACUAAGCCCGUUCGUUGUCCAUAACGACGCAACAGAAAAACUAUUUUUUUAUUUGAUGAUUAGGUAUUUUAAUCAAUAAAUAUCCUAUCUUUAAAUUGACAGUCUACUAAGAAGGAGAUUUGAUGAACAUGAAAACUGAAAAUAUAGAGGAACUGUGAUUUUCAGACUUUAGAAUGAAAAUAUCAAAAACAGAAACUUUGAAUAGAUUUUUCUUCCUACAUUUUGGGUGUCGGAAAUACAUACAAGAAAAUAAAAUGUACAAUCAAACCGCAACGCUAAUAUUACAAAGAUAAUCCGACCGGGAAUCAAACCUGACUUUGUGACAGAGUUAGGGACGCCAAUAACUCGACCAAAAAACGUAUUGGGAAAGGAUAACUUUAGUUUCUUUGUGGUAAUGGUAUUUGGUGAAUAAUUAUCAGUGGUACGUGUGUAACCAAACAAAUGUAAAUCCAGGUUUGUUUGGAUGUAUAUAUUUGUCCCGAAUGUGUUCCUAAGCCAUUUAUUUAAUUGUAGCGACACUUGGUACAGCUGCUGUUGGUACUCAUGAGGGACAAUUUUGAUCAUAGUAUCAAUAUCAAUGUACAUUAGGUGGUGCAAGAGUAAUUUCAAGAGACCAAUGUUUCCAUACAUUUGGCGCAAGUUACAGAGAAGCGAGAGCGAUUAACAUUGAUUGUAAAUAAAUUAUUGAAAAUAUUCAUGGUCAUCAUGAUCAUAUUAUUAUCAUUCACGUUCAUCUUCGAUUCUCAAAUUAGAAUUCAAAUCGAGGGGAGAAAAGCUUCUUUGUCAUUAAAGUUUCGUCUUAUUUGGUAUUAGUAUCAACAAUUCGCUGUUUUUAAUUGAACUUCUAUAAAGUUUAUCCCCUUCAAAUAGCUGAAGAAGUUUUUUUUAUAUAGUAAAAUAAAUAUUGUAUUGUAUAGUUGAAGAAUAUUUAUUCCAGAGUUUAAGCUUUAAAUGGCUCUCCUGGAAAGUUGCUAAAAUUUCGCUUAAACCAAAUAGCCUUUCUUCACCCGUCGAAAUAAUUUAUAUAUCAAGAUUGUUUUUUGAAAUAAAGUUUAUAAUCGUUGAUUUGAAGUUCGCUGAAUCGCCUCCAUUGGCCUUGGUUGCUUUGUAGUGUCCAAAAUGGCAUGAACUAAAUUACUGUUUUAAAAAGGGUAUACAAAGUAAUUAUUUAUUUUUAUAGUUAAAUUAGUUAAAAGUUAAUUGUUUAUUCAUAAAGUCGUUUUUUUCUGUACCUAUUCGCUGGUAGCCUGAGAGGCUAUUCCAGCUACGCCCGGACGGGUAGGCGAACUCACGGGCUCAACCUGAAAGAGUUUGCUAUCACUAGCCCUAGCAAGAGCAGUGCUUCGCAGAAUUUACCAACGGAUCGGAAUCGCGACCCACUGAGAAGAGCCGGCGAGAAACUGAGUGGGCGAUAAAGUAGUCAAGGUUAUAGUUAUUAAAGGAGAACUAUGUAGACACUAAUUACAAAUUACUUUUGUAAUCCAAUAACUUUGUCGUAAAUUUAAAUCCAAUGUUUUUUGUAUUGAAAUUCAAAAUUUACAUUUAAAAAUAAAGAUUAAACUUUUAUGU